Frieseomelitta varia is the source of this 1199-nucleotide messenger RNA. RefSeq names its product TATA-box-binding protein (gene Tbp). Gene Ontology annotation, molecular function: RNA polymerase II general transcription initiation factor activity; DNA binding. The coding region runs from base 44 to 982 and encodes 312 amino acids. Gene Ontology annotation, biological process: DNA-templated transcription initiation. The transcript has 6 exons. Lineage: Eukaryota; Metazoa; Arthropoda; Insecta; Hymenoptera; Apidae. The record is from RefSeq and is a predicted model, not a curated record.
AAAAAAAGGAAGAAACGGAAGAAAUAAAGAAAAAAGAAAGAAAAUGGAUCAAAUGUUGCCUAGUCCUGGGUUUAGUAUACCAAGUAUAGGUACUCCUUUACAUCAACCAGAGGAGGAUCAGCAAAUUUUGCCUAAUGCAUUACAACAGCAGCAACAACAACAAUCACAGCAACAACAACAGUCACAACAAUAUCAAUUGCAACAAUUACACACUAUGAGUCCAAAUAUGCAAAGUGGAAUGCUUAUGAUUGGAACGCCGCAAAAAACUAUGCAUGCGUAUGCAACACCACCCUCUUUUGCAACUCCACAAAGUCUUAUGCAACCGCAAACACCACAAAAUAUGAUGUCUCCAUUAGUACAAAAUACUAAUAUAGCUCCUCCAUCCAUAGGACCAUCUACUCCUGGUCCUAUGACACCUAUGACACCAGCUUCUGCAGAUCCAGGAAUAUUACCACAACUUCAGAAUAUUGUCUCUACAGUUAAUCUAAACUGCAAGUUAGAUUUAAAGAAAAUAGCUCUCCAUGCCAGGAAUGCAGAAUAUAAUCCAAAAAGAUUUGCUGCAGUUAUCAUGAGGAUAAGGGAACCUAGAACUACUGCUUUAAUAUUUAGUAGUGGAAAAAUGGUUUGCACUGGAGCAAAAAGUGAAGAAGAUUCUCGAUUGGCUGCAAGAAAGUAUGCCAGAAUUAUUCAAAAACUUGGCUUUCCUGCAAAAUUUCUCGACUUCAAAAUACAAAAUAUGGUAGGCAGUUGUGAUGUAAAAUUUCCAAUUAGACUGGAAGGAUUAGUACUUACACAUGGGCAGUUCUCUUCAUAUGAGCCAGAACUCUUUCCUGGAUUAAUAUAUCGUAUGGUUAAGCCUAGAAUCGUUUUACUCAUAUUUGUUUCAGGAAAAGUAGUUCUAACAGGAGCAAAAGUUAGGCAGGAGAUCUACGAAGCAUUUGAUAAUAUCUAUCCCAUUUUAAAGAGUUUUAAAAAGCAAUGAAUUUAUUUUUUUUUAAGAUAAAGUUAUGAAUUACACGAAUAAAGAGUUGAAGCUGUAACUAAACCAAACAUAGGAACGCCCGCAUUAGCCAAAGCGGUACUGGCAGCCAUAAUUGCAGCAGCUAAUGAAGAACCAGCAUUAUCCAAGACCAUUACAUAUACAUCCACUUGAAAAUUGGGAAAUUCAUGCUGAAACAAUACAUAUAUUUGUAAUCUUA